Molecule: messenger RNA, 1212 nt
Organism: Ambispora leptoticha
Lineage: Eukaryota; Fungi; Glomeromycota; Glomeromycetes; Archaeosporales; Ambisporaceae
Source: the annotation of a GenBank genome assembly
AUGCCUGUUUCAAAAGAAAAAGAAACAAAAAAACUUGUAACAGAGAUAGCAUUUCGAGUAGCAUCUGUAAUAUUGAUGACGAGCAUAAUUAUCUUUCUGGCAGUUCCAAAAAUCAAAAAAAUAGUGCAACACCAAGACAAAUUAACCUCAAUAAAUAUCGUGAACAAGACCAUCGAAGGAAUUCCAAUACCGAAUGCGUUCGUAUGUGGGGCGCUCAUCGACCACAUCACCGUAGAGAAAGUGCCAUUAGGUAAAAAAGCGAUAAUGGUUGAAGAAUAUUUAUGGCAAACAGAUGAGACGAUACUUAAAGCUGGUGGUGAUUUGACGGAAGACACUCAAAAUGACCCAUGUUUUAUUUUUCAACCUAAUGGAAUAUUCAAGUUCAAGCUGACGAACGAUUCAGAUUCCAUUGAUUAUAUUUCAAUUAACGCGAUUUCAAACCAAAAUGUUUCAAGUGGCUCUGCGAUUAUCGGGGCAGUGUUCGGAUUAUGGAAUGCCGAACGCGAUAUUAGCGUCAUAAAGCCAUUUGCCGCCCGUACUGCAACGAUUAAUCAUUUUACAUUUGCAUCGACUAUUCGAAUUGACAUGGAUAAUACUGUGCAUCAGGAUUUCACAAUCAAUAAACAAAAUACACUUCAAAUUGAGAAAUUUGAAAAUGAAACGAUUGCUAUAAAAUUUGAUUAUUCCCCGGAUUCUUAUAUGGUGACUGAAUAUAGUGAAAAACAGCCAUACGGAUGGCUAAAUUUGGUUGCUGAAAUCGGAGGUUAUCUUACAUACGUAACAGGAACUUGGAUAUUUUUAUUCGGACGAGGAAAAUAUAAAUCUUGGGGCUUUGUUCAACGCUUUUUAUUAAAAAAUUCUCCAAACGCAAAAAAGCCUCCGUUAAUGAAAAAAGAAGAAUUCAAUAAAGCAAGACUAUCAUCGUCUUCGACUCAUCCCUUAGAUUCCGAAUAUCAUUUUAGAACAUCAGCAUCAGGAGAUAUAUAUUUUUCGGCGGCCGAGAUACUACGAGAAGUAGAUUUUCGAAUUAACGAAAAAUUUUGGUUUUUAGAGCAAACGCUAAGUCGUCAUUACUUGGCAGGUUUCCGAUUACGAGAGAUUGUUAAAGAUAAUCACGAUAAUAAUAUCGAUAUUGAGCAACAAUUUCAAACGAUCUCACCACCGCCUCCGAUUGUAUUAAAUUCAAAUAGUGCCACAUAUUUGCGAGCGUAA